AUGGAAUCGGAGAUGGAUAUGGAAUCGCGGUACGUGUUGAUCAAUGUGAUCAGCCGAGGUGCUUACGGCAAGGUGUACAGGGCUUGCGACAAGAACACCGGCAGAUUUGUCGCAAUCAAGCACGAGUUCGACGGUUUCACGAAAUCAACAAUCAGAGAGAUCAACAUCCUGCAAUCGCUUCCUCCACACCCCUCGAUCGUCGGUUACAACGGAUUCUAUGUCGACAAAUCCAACAACGUCCUUGUCGUGAUGCAGUACAUUGAGAAAGACCUCAAGAAAUUCAUCUCGGGCGACACUUGUUUCAAAACUAUACGUGAAGCCAAAAUAGUGAUGAAACAAAUACUCGAGGGGGUGCGGUAUCUGCACGAUAACGGGUUGAUGCAUCGGGAUUUGAAGCCGUCGAAUAUACUAAUAUCCACCAGCGUGUAUGGUUACGAUCAAGCGAAGAUAUGCGACUUUGGUUUGUCUAGAACAACAACGUCUUACGACAAACAAGGAGGAUGUUAUACCCCGCGCGUGGGAACUCUAUGGUACAAAGCACCGGAAUUGCUUGUUGGAUCGGAGGACAACAAUUAUUAUUGGUGUGCAGUGGAUAUGUGGUCGGUGGGUUGUAUUAUGGCCGAACUUUUUAUAAAGGAUGCUCUAUUCAAAGGGGAUAGUGAAAUUGAUCAGUUGAUAAAAAUAAAGAAUCUAAUGAAGUCGAUAUCAGCAUCGUUGAGUCUAAAGUUUACGAUUGCUAAAUUAGUCAAAGGAUCUCCACACCCCGGCGAUUUAGGAGUUGACCUAGUCGAGAAGCUUUUGGCGUUCUACCCCAGUCAGAGAAUUACUGCACAAGCUGCUCUCAAUCACCCUUGGUUCAAUGAGGAUUGA
This is a messenger RNA of Erythranthe guttata (spotted monkey flower), 870 nucleotides long. Its product is annotated as cyclin-dependent kinase G-2. Gene Ontology annotation, biological process: regulation of mitotic cell cycle; protein phosphorylation. Gene Ontology annotation, cellular component: nucleus. Gene Ontology annotation, molecular function: protein serine/threonine kinase activity; ATP binding. Lineage: Eukaryota; Viridiplantae; Streptophyta; Magnoliopsida; Lamiales; Phrymaceae. The record is from RefSeq and is a predicted model, not a curated record.